Vicia villosa (hairy vetch) is the source of this 813-nucleotide messenger RNA. RefSeq lists its product as uncharacterized. Bases 1 to 813 code for a protein of 270 amino acids. NCBI's taxonomy places the organism in Eukaryota, Viridiplantae, Streptophyta, Magnoliopsida, Fabales, Fabaceae. The transcript is spliced from 5 exons. The record is from RefSeq and is a predicted model, not a curated record.
AUGAUGCAAAUUAAUAUAUUUCUUUAUGCUGUGCUCUUACCUUUGCACAGUUUUGGAGCGACUGCUUUAUCCGGUAUACCUGCGCUUUCCCAAUCAUUAACUUGCGAUUCGACCAUUCAAUCUGCAAAAGGUUUCUGGACUAACUUGGCUGAGGUCAAAACUAUUCAAUAUAUCUCUGAACUAGGAAAGGAUUCUUACGCAACCACUAUUGGGACUACCGUCGGUUUCAAAGCGUCCAAAAACGGAUGGUAUUUUGAGUCAUGUGCUGGGUCUUCUGGAAAUAGUGCACCUGAACCUGUUAUGAAGUUCAAAGUUGAGGUUGAAGUCGUCUAUGCUGACCACAAGGGAACCUUUGUUUUUUGGGAUAAGGAUUGUAUUCCUUUUACAAAAAAGACUGCUAAAGAAUUAAGAGAGAUUAUGAAGGAGGCUGGAGAGGACAACCCAAAAAUAUGGCCUGCUCAUCUAGAUGUUUUGUUGAAUAAAGAAUUUGUGUUCCGUGUCAAGUAUCAAAGACAGUUCCAACAAUUCUCUAUCGUGAAAAUACUUGACGAGGACGGCCUAUUCGCCAAGUUUGACAAAUACCUCACCCCGGAUGAGCUCACACAAACUUCUGAGCAAUCAAUCUGUGCUGAAGCAUACUCAGCUGCUAACCCGACUUGGAGCCCAGAGGCAAGCUCCAACAGUACUCCAGCCAAGAGGGUAUCAGAGUCAACCUCAUUUAACGAUCCAAUCCAGCCUGAAGAGAUAACUCCCAAACAAUCAGCCACUAAGGCCAAGAAUGGAAAGAAGAUUAAGCAUUUGAAGAAAGAAUAA